This is a messenger RNA of Racocetra persica, 1420 nucleotides long. The record is from the annotation of a GenBank genome assembly. NCBI's taxonomy places the organism in Eukaryota, Fungi, Glomeromycota, Glomeromycetes, Diversisporales, Gigasporaceae.
ACGUACCAACUCUUAUUCUUUCACUAAUGGAAAACCAAUAUGAUGUACCUUCUCCUGUUUACACCAUAUUUCCCUCGGUAAAUACUUCCCCUAUUCAAUUACAAUCGAUGAUUCAUUCCGACACGAUAAUAUCUUCGAAUCCUUGCACGGGAGGCUUUAUGUUACCUAGCCCAAAACCUAAUGGUGUUAAACAACUUAAUGCAUGCAUUCCGUUUCAAAACACUCAACAACAAUUACUGAUACAGCAACAAGGCGCCGCUGCGUCCUUAUAUUUGCCUUUAUCUAUAAAUAUAUCGAAUCAACAAUUUUCUUCGUCUAUUUAUCCGCUGAACGGGUUCAAAGUUGAGUGUUCUAAUCUUAAUGAUUCAAUGGCUGUCACACAAGAAGAUGCUAUCGACUCCAAAGUUCAUUUUGUAUCAACUACCAAUCCUUAUGAUAGUAGCUAUCCGCCGACGCCAACUACUCCUCGUAAUGAAUCUUUUUUUCCGAUGACUCCUCCGAUUGAAACAAAUCCUGCUAUUUAUUAUGAUCGGGGCCAAUACUUCCUCCAUUUUGCAAAACCUCGUGAUCCAUUUCAAGCGUUUAAAAAUUUCGUGAUUGCCACGAAUUUAGGUUCACUGCGUGCAAAACACCAAGUUGCUUAUUGCUUGCAACAUGGUAUUGGUGUGGAAAAAGAUGAAAAAAAAGCCGUUGAAAUCUAUUUAGAAACUGCCAAUUCUGAUCCUCCAAUUGCUGCUAGUUUAUGUCAAUUAGGAAUCUGUUUUCAGAUGGGCAUUGGCGUUGAAGUAGACCCUUCGCGUGCUGUUAAAUAUUAUGAACGCGCUGUCCAUAACGGAAAUCUGGACGCAAUGUUCAACCUUGCUUACUGUCUUCGUCGUGGCAUUGGCACGCCUGUUGAUUGUCAGCAUGCCUAUAAUCUUUACCUACGUCUUGCGGAGUUAGGUGACCCGCAAGGUAUGAAAUUUGCCGGAAAUUGUUAUUCCGCUGGAAUAGGUACUCCCAAAAAUGACGCUGAAGCUUUCAAGUGGUUUCUUCGGUCAAGUGAGUGUGAUCACUAUUGGGGCGGUAAAAUGGAAUACGCGUUAUUACUUUACGAAAGUGCUAUGUCUGCUAUUGAACUUGGCCAUGUUGCUCUCGACUUUGCUGCCCCGAACUUUUGUGAAGCUUUCCACUUGAUACGCGAAGUAUGCGAAAAUUUCCCCUCUUGUCCUGGUCCUAAUAAAUUAAUGCUGGGUAAAUUUUAUCAUUUUGGCAUCGGAUGCCAAAAAGAUUUUCAAAAAGCUUUACAAUGGUACCAAAAGGCUUUAAAAAGUCACUUCAUGACUACCCAGUCUUUAAGAGACUGCGAGUCAUUAAUCAGUGACAUCCAUCAAAGCUUUUCAUUAUCGACAGCCAUUAAAAAUGAAAUAUUAAUAGGAGG